AUGACCGGCGCUCCGCCAUACAACGCCCAGUCGCCGACUCAGCAGCAUCGGUUCCCUGCCUACGAAUCUCCGACCAAGAACCGCUCUUUCUAUUCCAACGGGGAGCAGCAACCUCAGCAGCCAUAUUCACAGCAUCCCCCACAGACCCCUCCGGCAUUCGGCCCAUCCUCCGUCUCACGGAGUCCUCGCUUCGCUCACGCGUCACCCAUGCCGGCUUCCCUGCCACCACCCUUGAAUGGGGCUGCGCCGCCACAUGCGGACCAGUCGCAAUACCAGGCACAUGCUCCAGGCAGCGCCUCUCAGCUCCCUCUCCCGCGACCCUUCCCGAAUUCCGUGCUGCCGGGCAACGGCACCUCGCCUUACAGUGCUGUGACGCCGCAUGGCCACCCCUCAAACCACCCAGAUGCCCACUCGCAGUCCCCAACCCGUGAAUCUGAAUCGCCGUAUCGAGUGAGAGGGAACGGAGCUGGAUAUCCUACAUCCAUGAUGCGAGAAUCUAGACCCGCAUCCCCUCCACGGGAGUCGAAACCUGCCCGAGCUGCGGAUCCUAUGUCAUUUGCCAGCAUCUUGUCUGGCCCAACCGAAGACCAACCCGUACGGAAGCCCUCCCCCCAACCUUCCCACAUCUCUACGCCCGCCGUUCACACCCCCUACCACCAUCGACAACAUGAGCCGGGCCCUGUUGUGGGAACAUUUGACCACAAGACAAAAUACGGCCAGGAAAAUCAUUAUCAGGAACCCUUGCUCCCGUAUGCUUCCAACGGCUUCAGAUCAGAAUCUGACCCCAUGGAAGGUGUCGUUCAGGCGCCCCCGCGGAAGCCGUUCCCUCCAGGCGUGGAUGCGGAGUCGGUACACCGUGCUGCGAUUGAGAUCGAAAACGCCGAAAAGAGCGACGUGGAAGGCCCUGGGUUUGGUCCGGAAAUGAAUAAAUACCUGGAAAAGUCCCGUAGAAGAGCCCUGGAAAGUGCCCAUAUGGAGGGUAUUCGACGCAAGCGCCGUCGCCAUGACUUCUUGCUUGACCUGAGCAAAAACCUCGAGAAGAGCUACAUCCUGGGAACAGAACGGUUCCGCGCUCUUAAUGAAGGUGCUGUGAUGGCAGAGGUUCAUCAGAAAGAAAUCCACGAUGAGAAGGAACGCAAAAAGGAUAUGCAACGGAAGCGCCGAAGGGAGAAUACCGUGCGUUUGGAGAUGCAAAAGAAGCUCGAGGCCGAACGCAAGGCGGACAGUGCCCAAGACUCCGCAGAGAAGGCCAAGUUCCUCCGUGAGGCCGAACGUGCUCAGAAGAAGAUCAAAUCUACCAAGCGGGCUCUCGAAGGUGGAAAUGCCCAGGAUGAUAUGGGCGAAAUCACCCCGCUAGCACCAAACCUUGAAGGCGGCACUACCAGCUCAUUCCAUAUCGGUCGUUCCUCGCCCUCACGGCGUCGCUCUGGACGCGCAGGUCCUUCUACUCGGCCGAAGAAGUCCAAGGAGCAGAAGCAAGCCGAAAAGGAUGCCGCGGAGGCUGCUUACCUUGCUGGUCUGGAUGAUGAUUAUUACAUGUCGCGCGAUCCCAAGAAGGGUGGCGCCUCCAAGGAAGGUACACCCAGCCUUCCGUUGCAGUAUGACAGCAAAGGCUACAAUCAGAUCUAUGAGCAAAUCUGGCGUGACAUUGCUCGCAAGGAUAUUCCCAAAGUCUACCGCAUCAAGACUGUGUCGUUGUCCACUCGCCAAGAGAAUUUGCGCAAGACUGCCCAGCUGGCUAGCAAGCAGUCUCGCAAGUGGCAAGAGCGUACCAACAAGAGCACUAAGGACACGCAGGCCCGUGCCAAGCGUACCAUGAGAGAGAUGAUGUCCUUCUGGAAGCGCAACGAACGAGAAGAGCGUGAUCUACGUCGUGUAGCAGAGAAGCAAGAGCUUGAGUCUGCCAAGAAGGCCGAGGCAGAGCGCGAGGCCAACCGACAGAAGCGCAAGCUCAACUUCCUGAUCUCCCAAACUGAAUUGUACUCUCACUUCAUCGGCCGGAAAAUCAAGACCGACGAGGUUGAGGCUGCUGGUGACGGAACGACUGCUGCCGCUGGAGGAACUGUCAAGACCGGCAACGCACAUACUAUCAAUCUUCCUGGUGAUGGGGCUGAUCUGAGCAGCAAGGUCACCAACUUUGAAGACUUGGACUUUGAUGCUGAAGAUGAAUCGGUCCUGCAACAGGCGGCGAUGGCCAACGCUCAAAAUGCCGUGCAACAAGCCCAGGAUCGUGCCCGUGCCUUCAACCAGGAGAAGGGUGGUGACCAGAUGGCCACGUUUGAUGAAGGAGAGUUGAACUUCCAGAACCCCACCAGUCUCGGUGACAUUGAAAUCUCCCAGCCCACCAUGCUGAACGCACAGCUGAAGGAGUACCAGUUGAAGGGUCUCAACUGGCUGGUCAAUCUGUACGAGCAAGGUAUCAACGGUAUUUUAGCAGAUGAGAUGGGUCUCGGAAAGACCAUUCAAUCUAUCUCCGUCAUGGCCUAUCUUGCUGAGUUCCACAACAUUUGGGGACCAUUCCUGGUCAUUGCUCCUGCAUCCACCUUGCACAACUGGCAGCAAGAAAUCGCCAGGUUCGUUCCAAACCUGAAGGUGCUGCCUUACUGGGGUAAUGCACGGGACCGCAAGGUUCUGCGAAAGUUCUGGGACCGAAAGCACAUUACCUACAAUCGUGAGUCCGAAUUCCACGUUCUGGUAACUUCCUACCAGCUCGUGGUGCUUGACGCACAGUAUUUCCAGAAGGUGAAAUGGCAGUACAUGAUCCUUGAUGAAGCUCAGGCUAUCAAGUCGUCGCAAAGUUCACGAUGGAAGAAUCUGCUGGGUUUCUCUUGCCGAAACCGUCUGUUGCUGACUGGUACUCCGAUUCAAAACAACAUGCAAGAACUGUGGGCUUUGCUGCAUUUCAUCAUGCCCACCUUGUUUGAUUCUCACGAUGAGUUCAGCGAGUGGUUCUCCAAGGACAUUGAGUCUCAUGCUCAAAGUAACACCAAGCUUAACGAGGAUCAACUGCGUCGUUUACAUAUGAUUUUGAAGCCUUUCAUGCUUCGUCGUGUGAAAAAGAAUGUGCAAUCAGAACUUGGUGACAAGGUGGAGAAGGAUGUUUUCUGUGACCUGACCUACCGCCAGCGCGCGUUGUACGCCAAGCUUCGCAAUCGCGUUAGCAUUAUUGAUCUCAUCGAGAAGGCGGCGAGCGGUGAUGACACCGACAGCAGUACGCUGAUGAACCUCGUUAUGCAGUUCCGCAAGGUUUGCAACCACCCUGAUUUGUUUGAACGCGCUGAAACCAAGUCACCGUUCUCGGCGGCUGCUUUUGCGGAGUGCGCCUCUUUCGUGCGUGAAGGAUCCUUUGUCGAUGUUCGCUACUCGACCAGAAAUCAUAUCGAGUAUGUAGUUCCGCGCAUGCUGCUGAGCUCGGCAGCGCGAGUUGACAUGCCUGGACCUGACAACCCUCGUGCUGGUUUCCGGAACAAGUACUUAUCGCACAUGAUGAACGUUUGGACCCCAGAGAACAUUCAAGAAAGCGCGCGCGAGGAUGGAGCAUUCUCCUUCCUGCGAUUUGUGGACAGCUCUACUGGGGAAGCUAGCGAACUGUCCCACCUUGGGGUUUACGAGCGUGCAGCUCGCCGACGUGGCCAGUCCAACCGGCUCUCUCGUCUGAACGUUGUAUAUGACGAGGACAAGUCAGUCUCCAAUUCUGUUUUGGCGCAUUCUAUGCUCAACAUUGUUGAACGCAAUGAUGCGCGGGCAGUUCACGAUAUCACGCCUGAGGGUCGCAUGCGUGAUCUGAUGAAUGUUUCUCGCUCAGCGUUUGACAAUCAAGGACUCAACCGUAUCGAGCCAUGUGCUGCUCCAGCAGCUUCGGCGCCGCCAAUCAUUCUCUCUGCCUCCGGCCAAGAGGCCCCGCGGGCAACCCAGAUGGCCAUGUUCAACGAGCCGAUCCGACAGGCACUUUACAACAUUCCCAACAGACAAGUUGAUGAGCUGAUCCUCACGAAAAACCUUGAUCCCACCCCCUACUCACUGCAACCGAUACUGCCACAACCACUAUCACUCAAGUCACGCUACACUAACAUCGAAGUCCCCUCGAUGCGUCGCUUCGUGACCGACUCCGGAAAGCUGGCGAAAUUGGACCAGUUGCUACGAGAACUGAAGCCGGGCGGUCACCGAGUACUGCUGUACUUCCAGAUGACGCGUAUGAUUGACUUGAUGGAAGAGUACCUGACCUACAGAAACUACAAGUAUUGCCGUCUCGAUGGUAGCACAAAGCUGGAGGAUCGUCGCGAUACUGUCGCUGAUUUCCAAUCUAACCCCGAAAUCUUUGUAUUCUUGCUCUCUACCCGUGCUGGUGGUCUGGGUAUCAACCUGACAGCCGCCGAUACCGUCAUCUUCUAUGACUCUGAUUGGAAUCCUACCAUCGAUUCGCAAGCCAUGGACCGAGCGCAUCGUCUGGGUCAGACUCGCCAGGUCACUGUGUAUCGACUUAUUACUCGUGGAACCAUCGAAGAGCGGAUCCGCAAGCGUGCUCUCCAGAAGGAGGAGGUGCAGCGCGUUGUUAUCACUGGCGGUGCUUCCGGUGGUGUCGACUUCAACACUCGUGCUCGUGACAACCGCACGAAGGAUAUUGCGUUGUGGCUUGCUGAUGAUGAUGAAGCCGAGCUCAUCGAACAAAGAGAGAAGGAGGCGAUUGAGCGUGGCGAGGCCAUGGGAGGUGCCAAGGGCGGAAAGAAGGCGGCGGCCAAGCGAAAGCGUGAUCUUACGCUGGAUGACAUGUAUCAUGAAGCCAAAAGCCAUCCGGGGCUGCCACCCCCCCUUUCAGACCCACUUGACUCCUCGUCGGCCCCGGUGGCUAAGCGUGGUCGUGGACGUGGACCUGGCAAAGGCACGUCCAAGCGUGCCAAAACCACCAACGAACGUCUCCGCCUCAUUGACGGCGACGGUGGUCUCGAUUAA
This is a messenger RNA of Penicillium odoratum, 4950 nucleotides long. RefSeq names its product chromatin-remodeling ATPase INO80 (gene ino80). The transcript is spliced from 3 exons. Lineage: Eukaryota; Fungi; Ascomycota; Eurotiomycetes; Eurotiales; Aspergillaceae. Bases 1 to 4950 code for a protein of 1649 amino acids. Gene Ontology annotation, biological process: DNA-templated transcription; DNA repair; chromatin remodeling. The record is from RefSeq and is a predicted model, not a curated record. Gene Ontology annotation, molecular function: ATP hydrolysis activity; ATP binding; ATP-dependent chromatin remodeler activity. Gene Ontology annotation, cellular component: nucleus; Ino80 complex.